Messenger RNA from Aspergillus glaucus CBS 516.65, 736 nucleotides. Its product is annotated as NudC domain-containing protein. Bases 85 to 681 code for a protein of 198 amino acids. The transcript has 3 exons. NCBI's taxonomy places the organism in Eukaryota, Fungi, Ascomycota, Eurotiomycetes, Eurotiales, Aspergillaceae. The record is from RefSeq and is a predicted model, not a curated record. Gene Ontology annotation, biological process: protein folding. Gene Ontology annotation, cellular component: cytoplasm.
CACCUUCCUCUCCAUUUACACUACACCACCGCAUUCUAUCCUCACCUUAACCAUCCAAACCCAGACCAAAAACCAAAAACCAAAAUGGCCGACGAAAAACCCCCCACCCCCGCCGAAACCGCCGCCCGCGAACAAGAAGAAAAGGACCGCAAGGCCCGCGAAGACGCCGAACAAGCCCAACUUCCCUACAAAUGGACUCAGACCAUCCGCGAUGUCGACGUUACGAUCCCUGUCCCUGGGAAUUUGAAGGGUAGGGAUUUGGAUGUCGUGCUGGCGAAGGAUAAGAUUAAGGUUGCUGUGAAGGGGCAGGAGGCUAUUAUUGAGGGCCAAUUUCCCCACCCCAUCCUAACCGACGAAUCCUCCUGGACCCUCGAAACCACCCCAACACCCCCCGGCAAAGAAAUCGCCAUCCACCUCGACAAAAUCAACAAGAUGAACUGGUGGCCGCACGUGGUAACCACAGCCCCCAAGAUCGAUGUAAGCAAGAUCACGCCCGAGAACUCGAACCUGGGCGAUUUGGACGGGCAGACGAGGGCGAUGGUCGAGAAGAUGAUGUAUGAUCAGCGGCAGAAGGAGAUGGGGAAGCCGAGUAGUGAGGAGCAGAAGAAGAUGGAGAUUUUGAGCAAGUUUCAGGCGGAGCAUCCUGUAGAAAUGGACUUUUCGAAUGCGCAGAUUGGGUAGGUUGGUUGUGUUGGUUGUGUUGGUAUGAGUUACGAAUUGCAGAAUGCAUCAUGCU